CGAAUGCGUCACCAACAUUUGUUAUCGAACUACAAUUCCCAUGAUACCUGAGACAGGACUACAGAAGCAAACAUGGCGGCCAUUGGCAGGUUUUUGAAGAAAGCUUGGAAUAAAGAGCCUGUGAUCACAGUUUCCUGUGGCAUCGGAUUGCUGGCUUGCAUUCUGCCAGCUUUGAGCCCUUUAACAAAAUACACAGGAAUGAUGAACCGAGCUGUUCCAUACAAUUAUCCAGUUCCAGUUCGAGAUGAUGGAAACCUGCCGGACGUUCCAGCGCAUCCCAGCGACCCACAGGGGCAAAACCUGGCGUGGCUGAAAAACCUGUGAAAGUCCUUCAGAGUCCUGUACAGUCACACUCACCUUUACUUCUCUCAAUAAAAGCUCUUUAUUUAA
Molecule: messenger RNA, 390 nt
Organism: Onychostoma macrolepis
Lineage: Eukaryota; Metazoa; Chordata; Actinopteri; Cypriniformes; Cyprinidae
Gene: ndufa3
Product: NADH:ubiquinone oxidoreductase subunit A3
Exons: 4
Coding region: 73-324 (83 amino acids)
Cellular component (GO): mitochondrial inner membrane
Source: RefSeq, a predicted model, not a curated record